Funneliformis geosporum is the source of this 3480-nucleotide messenger RNA. The record is from the annotation of a GenBank genome assembly. Lineage: Eukaryota; Fungi; Glomeromycota; Glomeromycetes; Glomerales; Glomeraceae.
AUGGAAACACUGGAAAUUAUAGUUGAUACCAAAGAAAAGAGACAAAUUAAAAUUAAGAGUAUUUCAUAUAAAGCUACCGAAAUAGAUGUAAUUAAAACUUUAUCAAAAUUUGGACCCAUAGCUAAUUGUAAAAUUAUAAAACAUAAAAAAAAGAAUAGACACUCUGGUUUUGGUUACGUAGAAUUUGAAAAUGAAAAAGAUGCUGAUAAAUGUAUCUCUGAAUCACGAUAUAAUCCACCAAAAUGUAUGGGAAGAGAAUUAUAUAUACUUCGCGUUAAAAGAAAAAAGGAAAACCCAAAAUGGAACGAUUUAAAAGAAGCUACAAUUACUUUUUCAAAUUUGGAAAUCGGGAAUUGGGAUGGACAAUCAUCUAAAGUGCAUAAAAAUAGUAAAGGACGAGGAAGAAGAAGUUACACUGAUACUCUCACGGAAAAAUUUACUUUCUUAAAAGAAUGGGAAUAUCCGAAUGAAUAUGAGAAACCUAGUAUAUGCUUUUCAAAAACCGCCGAUGCCUUUGUAUUGGAAGGGUUUAAUUCAUCAUUAACCUCAAAAAGGCGUGUUAAAAUUCCCUUUCGUAUUUUAACCGAAAAUGCACGGGGAAUUUUCAUGGAUGAUAGUGAAAAUGGUGUAAUAUCACUUUACAUUAGCUUGAAGCAUCCUCCAUAUCUUUACCGAGAGCAAAACUUCAUGCCAUUAUUUCACUUUCUAGAUAUGGUUAACGAUGAUCCUUGGAUCAGAACUGUUGAUUGGACUGGAACUGAUAAUAUAUUUGGAAGAUGUUUGGUGUUUCGAUUAGUCUUUAGAUAUAAACUCAAUGAUUUAUGCGAUUUAUUAGAUAAUUUUAAGUUAAAAGGCAUUCAACGUCCCAUGCCUCGAUGCCCAGUCAAUUGCAUUAAAAAUCCAGAUCAUUCGAAAGAAUAUUUUGAAAUUAUCAUUCAAACAUUACCAUUUGGAAUAUGUUAUAAAUUGGAAAGUCUAAUUUCCCAUGGAACAUUAACACAUUAUGAAUUGGAAGUGAGCAAAUUAGGGGAGAGUUUAGCCGAAUUGGUGCAUGUUGAAGAACAAGAAGUAAUAGCGUGGCACGCAUUAAAUCAAAUAUCGGCUAAAUAUUGGGAUCCUUUUGAUAGAAAAUCUCAAGAUCGUCCAAUUUCAAAUUUUAAUAUUGCAUUAAAAAGCUUUAAGAGUGAAUUUAAUGUUUGGUAUCCUUCAAAUCCGAAUAUUAAAUUAAAAAACGAUUCUCGUAAUGCAUGGGUAAACCAUGCAACGAUAACACCUACAAAAAUAUAUUUUGACGGGCCAAACUAUGAACAAUCCAAUAGGAUAUUACGCUUAUAUGAGGAUAAAAUUGAUCGUUUUUUGCGUGUUACAUUUAAAGAAGAAAAUUUUGAUAAAUUAUUUGUUAAUAAAGAAGAUGUUGAUAUAAUUAAUUUGAGGAUUAUUAAUAUUAUGAAAAAUGGAUUUCAUGUGGCUGGCCGGUAUUAUGAGUUUCUAGCCUUUUCUUCAUCCCAACUAAAAGAAGCAUCUUGUUGGUUUGUUGCUCCUUUUGAAGACUUCAAUGCCAAUGCUAUUCGCACAAGUAUGGGAGAAUUUAGAGAUAUUAAGGUUCCUGCACUAUAUGCAUCUCGUAUGGGACAAUGCUUUACAAGUACGAUGGGAACAUUGAAACUUAAUCCGGAUCAAGUACACGAAAUAAUGGACAUCAAAAGAAACAAUUAUACGUUUAGUGACGGUUGCGGGAAAAUUUCGUUAAGUUUAGCAAAGCGUGCGGCGAAAGAGUAUUAUGGAACCAAAAAUCUAAAAGAUGAUGAAAUCCCUUCAGUAUUUCAAAUACGGUUCGGUGGAUGUAAGGGAAUGGUUGCAGUAGAUCCAAAUCUUGAAGGUGAUGUUUUAUGCAUACGCCCUAGCCAAAAAAAAUUCGAUGCGCCUGACUCAUCAAUCUUAGAAAUCGCGAAAACUGUAAAAACUCCAUUGCCCGGUCAUUCAAAUCGACAAAUUAUAAUGAUAUUAUCGACGCUUGGGGUGCCAGAUGAGGUGUUUAGUGAACUACAAAACGAAAUGUGUGCAGACAUUGAUUCAAUGAUGACGAAUGAGAAUAAAGCACGCGAAAUUGUAAAACGUAAUACAGGCAUUAGAGAAUGCUUACACAUCACGCGUACUAUUCUUAGCAUGAUUGAAGAAGGAAUGAUGCAAGGGAUUAUUGAUCCAUUUUUAAAUGCCCUUUUGGAGUGUAAGCGUGUUUACGCAUUAAAGGUGUUAAGACACAAAGCUCGUAUUUUAAUGCCUAAAUCAUUCCUAUUAUUGGGCGUGAUUGAUGAGACUGGAAAAUUGGAAGAAAACGAAGUUUAUCUGCAAACUUCUACCAUUGUUAGCGAACAUUUAACGUUCAAUAAAGCGAAUAAUAAAAUUCGACGAGAAUCUAAGGUUUGGACAGGUCCAGCUGUUAUUACUAGGAACCCAUGUUUGCACCCCGGAGAUCUAAGAAAAGUUGAAGCGGUCGACAUUCCCGAACUGUCUCAUUUAAGAAAUUGUGUAGUGUUCAGCCAAAAAGGAGAUCGACCUUUACCAAAUUGUUUGGAACCCAUGGAAUUUGAUUCUCAAGGAAAAAAAGAGUUGGAUAGGGAUGUCGAGAUUGUUGAUAUUUGCGAGUUUUUUAAAGACUACAUGCUAAACAAUAGGCUCGGUCAAAUCGCCAAUCUCCAUUUAGCAUUAGCCGAUUACAAUGAAAUGGGUAUUAGAUCUGCAGAAUGUAUUAAGUUGGCACAACUGCAUUCAAACGCGGUUGAUUUUAAUAAAACUGGAAUUCCAGUGGUUGAAAAAUUGGCAAUGCGUUCUGAAUACCCGGAUUUUAUGGAUUCUAGAUAUAAAGAUUCGUAUAAGUCAGAAAAGGUUCUAGGAAAAUUGUAUCGCGACAUUCAACUUGAUAAGCCCGAGAAGGAUCCUUUGUUAAAAUAUUAUAAAACGAAUAUAACAAUAGAUGAAAAUUUUUUGUAUGAAGGAUAUCAAGACUAUAUAGAAGAAGCUAUUGCUUGUCUUGAUCAUUAUAAUAAUGAAAUUCGAAGUCUUAUGAAGAAAUAUAAUGUUAAAACCGAGGCAGAAAUUUUAACAGCGCAAUUAUUGGGAUUCCGGCGUAUUGAUGGUAGUAAAAGUCAAGAUAUGCGAGAUGCGAUUACCGGGUCGAUAUUUUUCAUAAUAUAUAAUUGUCGUAAACAAUUCUUGAUGGACUUACAAGAUUCACAUAACGAUCAUGAAGCAGAUGAAGAUGAAUCGCCAUUUAAUUUAAAUGCUACAAUUCCUAUAAACAAUGAAUCAAAGGCUAAAGCUUCGGCAUGGUACUAUGUCACAUAUAACCAAGAUGAAUAUCCUGAAGAGGAAAAAAACAAGACCACCUUAUUAAGUUUUCCAUGGGUUGUAUCAGAUAUAUUAUUAGCAAUUCGCAGGGAUAACAUGAAUGAGUUACAGUCAUAUGAACUGUUAAACUAG